AUGGCCAACAUCGUUACAUCGACAGCUGCAAAGCUGCACAUCUCCCCGACCCUUGGGAUCAACGAGCUUGUCCUCAAGACACGCGCGGAGGGCAAGCAUGUUGUGCACCUGGGCUUUGGCGAGGCUACAUUUCCCAUCCAGAAAGAUGUUCUACAGAUUCACAAAGACGGUUCCAAUACGGCAAGUUACAUGCCGGUGGCCGGAACGCAGGAACUGCGGAAGGUUUGUGAUUCAAUAUCUGCUGCGCUUCGGGAAUAUAUCAGACUAACGAGGAUAAAGGCAAUCGCGGAUUUCAACGCCGAGAGACUGGGAGUUUCGAUUAGCCCAGAGCAGGUGGUUGUCGCUCCUGGCUCUAAGCCCCUUCUGUUUGCGCUGUUCGACAUCCUGCAGGGCGAUGUGCUUCUUCCUCGUCCAUCAUGGGUUAGCUACGAACCGCAGGUGCUCCAUGCCGGAAAGAAGCUCUUCUGGGUUGAGACGGACCCUCACGACCGGCAUUCUAUCACUGAGACUUCUCUAACGGCUGCAUAUGAAAAGGCCAUUUCCGAGGGUGCAGACCCCCGGACUAUGCUGGUGAACAGCCCGUCAAACCCCACGGGACAUGUCUUCUCAGCGGAAUGCGUCCAGAUCAUCAAAUCCUUCUGUAGGUCGAAGGGUAUUGUGUUGAUAACCGAUGAGAUUUAUUCGGACAUCUGCUUCGAUGAAUCCCAAAAGACCGUCAGCGCUUUCGACAGCAGUCCUGAUGCGUCUGAGACCGUCAUCCUGACCGGUGGCUUGUCCAAGGUAUGA
Aspergillus terreus NIH2624 is the source of this 786-nucleotide messenger RNA. Its product is annotated as pyridoxal phosphate-dependent aminotransferase. The coding region runs from base 1 to 786 and encodes 261 amino acids. The record is from RefSeq and is a predicted model, not a curated record. Gene Ontology annotation, biological process: biosynthetic process. Gene Ontology annotation, molecular function: pyridoxal phosphate binding. Lineage: Eukaryota; Fungi; Ascomycota; Eurotiomycetes; Eurotiales; Aspergillaceae. The transcript is spliced from 2 exons.